AUGGUUUUACUUGGUUUUAUUGAUGAACCUAAAGGAGGAAAGACAGAUAAUGAUGAUGAUCCAUCGAAUUGGACUAUUUCAAGAAUUGGUGGACAACCUGCAUAUCCAAGUGAAGAAGUUUCAAUAAAAUUAAAAACUUCUCUUCUCUGUGGAACAUGUCAAACAGAACAAAUAUUUGUUUGUCAACUUUAUUGUCCAUUAGAAGGUCAUAAAUAUGAUCGUGCUAUUUAUUUAUUUGCAUGUCGAAAUCCAUCUUGUUGGAAUACAUCAAAUAGUUGGACUGUAAUAAGAUGUCAAAAAUUUGAUGAAACUGUUUCAGAAUCAACUUCAAUUAAUAUUGAAUCAUCAACUACUAUUCCAUCAUCGUCUACUGAUUGGUGUGAUGAUGCUGAUGCAUGGAAUAGUGAUGAUGAUAAAAAACCAUCUUCUGUUAUAACAACAAUUAAAAAAGACAUAAUAAAAGAACCAGAAAUAAUGUUAAAUUCAAUGAAAAUUGAAGAUGAAGAUGAAAAAUUAUCAAGUGAUGAUGAUGAUGAUAAUGAUGAUGAAAUAGAUGUUGAAACAAAAACAAAAUUAAAUAAUAAAACUACAUCUGUUGCAUCAUCUGAUGCUUUUAAUCAAUGGAAAAAAACAAAUUUAAAUAAACCAAUAUUAGAUAUAUCUAAUAAUAAUAUAUCUUUUCCAUUUUAUUAUAUUAUUAUUGAUGAUGAACAAAUUAUUAUUAAUGAAGCUAAAUUAAAUGAAAAAAAGAAAUUAAAAAAUAAAAUAAAACAUUUAAAUGACAUCGAUGAAGAUGAUGAUGAAACAACAAAAAGUGGAAAAGAAAAAUAUGAAAAAACACCUGAUAUUGAACAUGGUGAUGUAGUUUUUUAUCGAUUUCAACAAAAAAUUAGAUAUGCACCUGAUCAAAUUAUUCGAUAUGAUUGGUCUGGUAAUCCGUUAAUAUUAACAAAAUUUGAUGGAAAUAUUUUAUCAACAACUCAAAAAUGUCGUUAUUGUCAAUCAUCAUGUGUUUUUGAAUUUCAAUUAAUGCCAGCACUUGUUAAUUUUCUUAAAAUAGAUAAUCAAAUAGGUCUUGAAUUUGGUACUGUUUUUGUUUAUACAUGUUCAGCUAAUUGUUGGAAUGAUAAUAAUGAUUUAUAUCGAUUUGAAAAUGUUUUUGUUCAAGCAGAUCCUGAUCAAAAUUUAUUUGAUUAA
Molecule: messenger RNA, 1197 nt
Organism: Rotaria sp. Silwood1
Lineage: Eukaryota; Metazoa; Rotifera; Eurotatoria; Philodinida; Philodinidae
Source: the annotation of a GenBank genome assembly